CUGAAUUAAUUUCCUAUGUAGUUUUUAUAUAACUUUAUUUAAAAACGCUGAAAAUUAGUUUGUUAGUAACUAAUUUGUUUUAUGAAUAAUACAUAAUUUGAAGCAUAUUUGUAAUUUAAAUAUGUUUAUUUGAAACAUUAGCUUACUAAUUAAAAAAAUGAGACAUUUUAAAACACCCAAUUUAAUUGGGUUAAUCCACUGUAACUGUUUGAUUGCAGAUGUUUUCCCACACUGAUGAUCAGCUAACUGAGAUAGUGCUAUCCAGUACAGUCAGCUCUCAAUUAUCUGUGGUAAUGGGAAACAACAAUGCAUGGAUAAUCCUAAAGCAAAAUAUUUUAUACAGUACCUUCCUGUCAUCUGCUGUGGCCUGAGCAUGUGCUUGGGUUCAUGAGGGAAAUGUGGGAGUGGGGCUCAGGCUUGCAAAGGAGAUGAGAGUCAGUAUGAUUAUCUCAAGGCCAUAAGAAGUAUCCUUACGGAACCUGGGUUUGGCACUAUGUGGCUGAAGUGUCAUGGGGGAAGCCUGCAGCAUGCAAGAUCAGCUUGGCAAUAUCAGUGAGAAGGAUGGGGAAACUAAUUAAAAAGGAACGGUGGGAGAAUAGAUGUUUAAGUCCUACAUAAUUGCAGUGAUAUAUCUUGGUGUGUUUUUGGUUAAUGGGAUCUGUAGCGAACAAGAAUUAUAUUAAUUGUGUAUUUGCAUUAGUUUUAGUCAUCUUUGCUUGCCAGCAGAACCCAUUUUUUACUUGCCACAGGUGAGUGCUAUUAUUGAGGCCUCUUCUAAAUAAGUAGGUAUUUUUUGGCAUGUAACUAAUAACUUCAAAAACCCAGGAUAAAUUUGAAAUACUUACUUUUAAAAUUCUUCUUAAAUAUCAAUGUUGAACUUGUACUUCCAGAAUUUAACUUAAUGAAAUUUAACAUUGGAAUGUCAAAGAAUAUCAUGAGGGCAAAGGCCAUAAUUACUGAUAGGUGUGAAUUUGAUUUUGGAAAAAACUUAGCGGCCAUAUUUUAUUUAAGAAUAUGUUACAGGAGCUUUUCUAAAUUUAUCUUACAACUGACAGUUGGCUAUGAAUUUAUGAAUGUUAAAGCUGUGUAAUAGGUGUGAGGAGGGAGUGUUCAUUAUUUUGUCUAAUUUGAAUAUGCCUGUUUUCUACAAGUGGGUGCUCUAAUAAAAAUUGAAGCAGGUGAUUGCUGAAAACCUCAGAGUCUUCUGGCCCAACUUCAGAAUGUUCUGCUUAUUUAUGAAAUAGAUUUAGUGCUCUCUGUCAAAUUAUUCAAACUCCAAAUAGAACCAUAGCCUUUUUCUAAAGGCAUACUUGCACCUGCCCACAGGAACUCCUGCAGUUCAACCCUGUGUGGUAGUAUGAUGGCAAGAAAACAAAUUAUACUCUUGAUAGAUUACCUUUAUUAUUAUAGAUGUUUUUUAAAAAGUUAUUUACUUCAAAUAUGUAUACUUAGGCAAAUUAGAGGCAUUGAUCUUGAAUCAACUCUUGUGAAAAAAUUAGGAAACAAUUGGGAUUUGAGAGUGAAUGAGACAGUUGAUAUUCAUAAAGAGAAAGUUGCAAGAAGAGAAAUUGGUAUUUUGACUACCAAUAAAAACACUUCAAGAACGCAUAAGAUUAUUGCUCCAGCCAACCUUGAACGACCAGUUCGUUAUAUUAGAAAACCUAUUGACUAUACAAUUCUAGAUGAUAUUGGACAUGGAGUAAAGGUGAGUACCCAGAACAUGAAGAUGGGUGGGCUGCCGCGUACAACACCUCCAACUCAGAAACCCCCUAGUCCCCCUAUGUCAGGGAAAGGGACACUUGGGCGGCACUCCCCCUAUCGCACACUGGAGCCAGUGCGUCCUCCAGUGGUACCAAAUGAUUACGUACCUAGCCCAACCCGUAAUAUGGCUCCCUCGCAGCAGAGCCCUGUGAGGACAGCUUCUGUGAAUCAAAGAAAUCGAACUUACAGCAGCAGUGGGAGUAGUGGAGGGAGCCACCCAAGUAGUCGGAGCAGCAGUCGAGAGAACAGUGGAAGUGGGAGUGUGGGGGUUCCUAUUGCUGUUCCUACUCCGUCUCCUCCCAGUGUCUUUCCAGGUCAUCCUGUACAGUUUUACAGCAUGAAUAGGCCUGCCUCUCGUCAUACUCCCCCAACAAUAGGGGGUUCCCUGCCCUAUAGACGUCCUCCUUCCAUUACUUCACAAACAAGCCUUCAGAAUCAGAUGAAUGGAGGACCUUUUUAUAGCCAGAAUCCAGUUUCAGAUACACCACCUCCACCGCCACCUGUGGAAGAACCAGUCUUUGAUGAGUCUCCCCCACCUCCUCCUCCCCCAGAAGAUUAUGAAGAGGAGGAAGCAGCUGUGGUUGAGUAUAGUGAUCCUUAUGCUGAAGAGGACCCGCCAUGGGCUCCACGUUCUUACUUGGAAAAGGUUGUGGCAAUUUAUGACUAUACAAAGGACAAGGAAGAUGAGCUGUCCUUUCAGGAAGGAGCCAUUAUUUAUGUCAUCAAGAAGAAUGACGAUGGUUGGUAUGAGGGAGUUAUGAAUGGAGUGACUGGGCUUUUUCCUGGGAAUUAUGUUGAGUCUAUCAUGCAUUAUUCUGAGUAGAGCUCCGCAGGGAUGUGCUUGCCUCACAGGAAUAGUCAGGUCUUCCCAGAUUAUCUGAAGGCCCUGGAGAUUCCACUCCAGUAAGUAGAAUGAAGGAUACAAAUGAUAAAAAUUACACUUUUUUUUGGUUUAUCCCCCAGUAUUAAAAACAAAAGCAAGCUGAGUCUGAACAAAUGGAUCUUUAUGCCGUCAUUUGUACUAUGCUGAGUUGUCUGGAUUGAAAUAAAGUGACCAUUUUUUGUAUAUGUCAGAGGUAUAACAACAUAACUGUGUAGCCAAAACAAAUCAGAUUAAGACUGAUUCAGAAAAAUCUGGGAUCUUUCUCAGGAAUACUGUAUGCCCUUGGGAUUUCUCCUCCUGCAGAAUCUGUGGCAUUGGAUGUUCUUCAUUGCUGUGCUAAGGGGUAACCUCAUGGCCCAGUUGGUACCCUGCCCCCCCCUUUUCUUCCACUUGUAUGAAGAGGAGGGAACCAAUAUUUAAAUACCACACUUAACCAUUUUUACUAUUAUUUCAGAUGGCUUUUUUCUUCUGUAACACUGUAAAUUCUGCAUUCUCUCAGCACUUGAGUGCACCAGACGAGUGCAUGGUGAACUCACUUGCAUCCCUUCAUAUUUGUUUGUGGAUUAUAAGGAUGAUGAAAUGUGAAAGUCUCCCAACAUUCUGAGGGUGGCAAACGAUUGCCACCAUUUGAUUUUAAUGUGCUGCUGCAUGAGACUGCACUGUUGCUAAUGGCCGGUGUACCCAGAUGUGAAGUGUGGUAGGCUGGUUCAUGUGUGGAGGUGGGUGUGUGAAGGUCCUUAAGGUUCUGAAGAGACUGAACUGUGGAAAUGCUCUUAGCAGGCAUCCUGAACCCUUGCCGUCGGUGUUGUUUUGAGGAGUAGAUCUUGGAGUUCAGACCAACUAUGAUGAUCACUUCUUUCACUAUUUAGAAAAUCGUAUUCUAAUUUGGAAGAGAAUAGUGGUUAUUUUCAAGUCUCUUGACAGUCACUGGGAAUAAAAGGUGUAUUAAUGUGCUCUCUGGAUGUGAUUAAUGGCCAGUAUUAGUUGCUGCUGUAUCAUUGGCUCACUUAGCUGCAGAAAAGGUAAUACUCUCCUGAUUUUGUAUUAUUGGACUUUUAAGCAUCUGCUUUUAGUCAGAAUUUAAACCUGUCUCAGACUAAGAAUAUCAUGAAUAAGAUUAAUAGGCCAAAAUACGUAUCUAAUCACAUUGAUAAAAAGUAAUAUAACUUUGACACAAACAAAACACAUUUCCCCUAUCUGUACAAUAAAUACAGCUUCAGAUUCAAUGGAGUUUGUAGGGCAGAUGGCUUUAACCUGCUCUACUGUAGUCAGUAUAGGAAAUAUUGAAAAAAUCCAGGAGGGCUUACCUCUUUGUAGGUGGUUGCUGUGAUGGUGGGCCAGCCCUAUUCAGGCCCAGAGCUGCUAACGUGGGCUCUACUCAGUCCCAGUGACUUGGCCAGAAUAGAGCUUUGCCAAGUAACUUCCCUGUGCUAGGUGAAAGGGGAAAAGCAAUAGCUUCAUAUAUUUCAAACGAGGUCUUGAAUAAGUUCAGAAAGAGGAACUUGAUUGAAAAAUGAACAAGUGUAGUAGUGUGUGAGGAAAUUCAGAAUGAUGUAGAUAGAAUAUUCCACUUGUAAAUGUUAUCUGAACAUAAAACAAGAGCAUUUAAUUGAGACCCUGCUAUAGAUUAUUAAGACCUUUUUGUUUUAAGGUUGUUUUUAACAACGCAUUUCAAGUUACAAUAGCUAUUUUUCUUUUGGAUUUUCCCAACACUUUGUAUUUGUUAGCUUUCAUUAACUUGCCUCCUGUAUACAUUCCACUUCUUGCUUUUUUUAAGGUCAUUCCUACAUCCUUUAUUCCUUGUUUUCCUGCAGUGUAAUGGCCCUGAAUGUCCUCUGAGCCUUUAGCUCCAUUAUGGACCCAAACUAAACUAUACUUGGAUAGGUUAAGCUCUCCUUAGUGUACUGGUCUAUAAUUAGAAAAACUGUUUUGAAAUUAGAUGUUCCCCUUAUUUAUUUAAACAGCUUUUUGCUGAGAAAGCUUAGUGGAUUAAUGAGGCAGAGGGUGUUUUGAAAUCCACUAGUAGUUCCCACAGGCUGGGUGUGGUGGCACACACCUGUAAUCCCAGCACUUUGGGAGGCUGAGGUGUGCAGAUCACGAGGUCAAGAGAUUGAGACCAUCCUGGCCAACAUGGUGAAACCGCAGCUGUACUAAAAAUACAAAUAUUAGCUGGGUGUGGUGGCGAGCACGUGUAGUCCCAGUUCCUCCGGAGGCUGAGGCAGGAGAAUUGCUUGAACCCAGGAGGCAGAGGUUGCAGUGAGCCGAGAUCGUGCCACUGCACUCCAGCCUGGUGACAGAGUGAGACUCCGUCUCAAAAACAAAAAAGUAGUUCCCACAGCUCACCACUACAGCAGAGAAGACAACUGUGCAGAAAACAGAGUUGGUGGCGGUCAGCAGGAAUGCAGCUGGCCUGUUGGACCUCUGCUGGAUGGGGGAGUGCAGAAGACACUGGUGAAGUCCUUUAUACUGAAGACCUGUGGUUGGGAGCAGGGGGAAGUCCAUGGGUCUGCUGAUUUUUUUUCCCUAUUUAGUACUAAUGUGUGUAUGAUCUUUGUUUUACAAACAAUACCUGUUGGAUUUUCUGCACACUUUAAAAUUUUUGUACAGUUUUGAAUUCUAUAGAUUGUCUUGGAAGGAUACUGUGUGAUGACAGGAUAGGCGCACAGUAAUUGGAGACUUUUAAUGUAUGUAAUAUUUCAUAGAUUGCAUGCUAUUAAUAGUCUGUGAGGGUAGUAUUUUUUGUUUUAUUGUAAGUUCCCCUCAUUUAUCUUUUUAUAAAUUAAAAGAUGGUGUUAGGAAUUCCAAAUGAAUGCAGAAAAAUCUUCCAUGCUGUGUAAUAAUAAUGUAACAGAUGAUCCAAGUCCAAAAGAUCACCAAUAAAGCAACCAUGUUAUCAGGAUAGAGGAAAUCUAAUGGGAGAGGGGAUUCUUCCCUCCUAAAGUUUGUGGGACCAUCCCUUAAAAAAAAAUGAAUAGUUGUCUUUUUCUUUUGUCAUAUUAGUAAUCGAAAGUCCAUGGGGAUAUGAAUGAAAAUAUAUUUUCUUGUUGUCUUUGACCUUAUGGCCAAAGCAAUAAAUCAAAAAUAGUGCCAAUGUGUCAAAAUCUACAUCUGAUUCAGCCUGCCGUUUGGAAUAAAUAUGAAUCUUUUAAGCUAUCUUGUUUAGUAUUUUCCAUCAUUGAGCUACUUCCUAUCUCCCUCAGAGGCGCCUGCUGUUCCCAUUUUAGAGUUGACAAUGGCCUGCUAAUUUUGCUAUGUCCCUAAAAGUUACUGGGUGUGAGACAUUUUCAUCCCCUCCUUUUUCCUACUACUGGUGUUUAUUAUUUGGCUAGAGAAUAUUAUGCAUCUUUACUGUGAUGUGUGUAACGUAGCUGCACUCCUUGGCAGUUUUUGUUGAAGAUAACUACUUUUCUCUUUGAAAGGCAUCAAAAUGAUGGUAGUUUGCUUUUAUCUUUUUGUGUUCAUUUUCUUUUAGUAGGUGACCUUUCUGAAAUUAAGAACUGUGUUUAUCUUUUACUACCUUUUCUUUUCUCCUUUGUGGAGAGAGCAUGUUAUGUCCUGAAGGUGACCUUUGCCUUUGAAAAAGGUUUGAUGGAGGAAUUCGCAGGUGACUGACAAGUCUUUGAAAAGAAUGGGAUCUGUUCACUUCUGGACUUUUUGGCCAGGAACUCCUGAUUGGUGUUAAGGUGAUAAUUUCCCCCAUAUAAUUUACUUAGAAUCACAUAAUUUGAGCUAGAUGAGAUUUUAAAAAUUCUGGUUGUCUCAUUUGACUGAUGAAGUAAGUUUUCUUCAUGUUAACAGCUAGUAACAGCAGAGUUCUCACUCAGUGGUCAAUUUUCCACUGCACCACAACUGUCUUAACUAAAUGUGCUGUAUUUUUCUUUAAAAGUUAAGAGUUUUAUUUGAUGUUUUCAAGAAUAUACUUGAAAAGGUAUGCCAUGUUUUGAUAAAUACUAUCGGAGUUGUGUAAAGGUGUGUACUAACUGCAACCUUAGUGAAAAUAAUCUUCAUUUUUACCCCUCUUAAAACUACACUCAGUAUAAACACUUUCCCAUAAGGUGUGUUUGGUAGGAAUGUUAUAUUAAUUCAGCACUGGUAGGAGCACAGCACAGCAGCCUUAUUGGAGAGAGCCUUAUAAAAGUGAUUAAAUGGGGAGGCAUUGAGCUCAUUACCUUUGUUUACUUUGUGCUGACCUUUGUUCCUAUUUGGUUGAGACUGUCAUUCUAAAAAAAAAAAAAAAUACAACGAAACGACAGGGCCUAGCUGUGUAUAAAUGAUCCUUGCUGAAUAUCUUGAGGUUUUUUUGUAAAAAAAAAAAACAAAAAAAAACAAAAAAA
This is a messenger RNA of Sapajus apella (tufted capuchin), 6978 nucleotides long. RefSeq names its product abl interactor 2 (gene ABI2). The transcript has 8 exons. Gene Ontology annotation, molecular function: SH3 domain binding. NCBI's taxonomy places the organism in Eukaryota, Metazoa, Chordata, Mammalia, Primates, Cebidae. Gene Ontology annotation, cellular component: lamellipodium. The record is from RefSeq and is a predicted model, not a curated record. Bases 1358 to 2584 code for a protein of 408 amino acids.